AAAUAAUGCAUAUGAAUGGCAAUAAACAUUGUUGGCACUUACCCCACAGGUCGUGGCAAGAAGAAGAAGAAGAAGAUCCAUAAGCUGAUCGCACUCGUCAAGCUGGUGCUCCUGGUGCUCGUGGUUAAGCUCAAGCUCGCCUUCCUCAUGAUGGCCCUGCAGACGCUGUUCCAGUUCAAGAUCAUGGUCAUGGUCUUCCUCAUACUCAUCACCAAGAAGAUCGCCCUCUGGGCUCAGCUGAAGCACGCCAAGCUCGGCAACGACGAACAGAAGGUCAUCUACUACGAGCACGCCCAACACCAGCACCACUACGAGGAGCCACACAGCGGCUGGAGUGGCGGCCACGACGAGCACGCGGACACGGGCCACAGCAGCGGCGGCAGCGGCGGCUGGGGGCUGUGGGGCCGCAGCUACGAGACGGCGCAGCCGGGCGCGGCCGCGGCGGCCAGCGGCGCCGUGCAGAGCGGCGUGUACCGGGCUGCCGACGGCACCAGGAUAGUGGUCCGCCAGCCGGACGCGCACGACCUCGCGUACACGGCGCAGCGGCCGUGACACGUACCCCAUCGCGUGUAGAAUAGAGUAAAUUAUUAUCAACGCGAUUAUUGCUUACAACAGAUCCGCGUGGGGUGUCGCGUAAAGAAAAUUUGUGGUGACUUUCAAAUAAUUGGUUUUGUUCUGAUUCAAUCUCCGUCGGUGUCGUGUUGGAGUGGCCAUAGUCAAAAACAUUGUCACCAUCGUGGACAGAAGAAAAGCUCUCACUGGGGCGUGGUCGAUCUCAUAAAUGUGCCUCCCCCAGUGGAUCUUUUCUUAUCCAUUCGAAGAAACAUAAAUUAGAUUAAUUUGCUCGAGUGAGCCAUUAAUAGUUAUCUAAUUAUUUCUGCCUGACAGGUUUUCAGGUACAUUAUGCUCUACAGAACUUGUGACAUUAUUUAUUUGGCAUGAUAAAUAUCAAAGAAUCUGGUUGAGAAGACCAUUUCUGUAUAUAUUUUUUGUUGUAUAGUAAUUUAUUGUUUCCUGUGUAAAUGUGCAUGACUAAUUUAUUUGUGUGUGAGAGUGUAACUUAUUUAAUAAAAAUACAUGAAAUGAACAAAGA
Molecule: messenger RNA, 1093 nt
Organism: Frankliniella occidentalis (western flower thrips)
Lineage: Eukaryota; Metazoa; Arthropoda; Insecta; Thysanoptera; Thripidae
Exons: 2
Coding region: 16-552 (178 amino acids)
Source: RefSeq, a predicted model, not a curated record